Pseudovirgaria hyperparasitica is the source of this 2488-nucleotide messenger RNA. RefSeq lists its product as uncharacterized. Gene Ontology annotation, cellular component: nucleus; cytoplasm. Gene Ontology annotation, molecular function: ubiquitin binding. Lineage: Eukaryota; Fungi; Ascomycota; Dothideomycetes; Acrospermales; Acrospermaceae. The coding region runs from base 103 to 2343 and encodes 746 amino acids. The transcript has 2 exons. The record is from RefSeq and is a predicted model, not a curated record.
CGCUAGCAGCUUUCGUCAUCCCUCGAUUCUCUACCUCGAACCUUCUUAACCUUUACACCCUCCCACGCGAUCCUUUCGCACCCUCUGCAUAUCCCAUACAUAAUGUCCGAAGUGCAAUCUAGGCCUUCUGGUCGCGGCAGAAGCUCUGUCAGAGGGCGAGGUGGAUUCCGAGGUGCUCCUCGUAGCAAACACCCGAAUGGAGACUCGUCCGCUGUCGUAGACCACACUGCAGAUGAGGGAGAAUUGGCUGAGCUCAAGAAAACGUACCGUGCUCAGUUGUCAACCUUGAAGGAAAUGUUUCCAGACUGGACAGACAUGGAUCUGCUUUUAGGCUUGCAAGACUCUGAUGGCGACCUGGAGCGGACUAUUGACAAGAUCACAGAAGAGAAUAAGACUCCGCCUGUCGUAUCAGAAGAUCCUGAGCCCCAGCUCACUCCCUCGAAGGAUGAGCUUACCGAAGAGAAUGUUGAGCAUCUGCCAGACGCUACUGAACAGCCUGCUCUCACAGAGACCGUCGCAAGCACUAUUGAUGCGUCAAGUGUGAUUGGCAACGCAACACCCGCCGGUCAAAGUACCCCUGCUGCUCUGCCUCGUCCACCUAUGGGCGGGUAUGCUGCCACUGCUUUGAAAGCGACGGCCACACCUGGACGAAGUGCGAGCUAUCAACGUAGACUGUUUGAGCAACACGAAGCCGUCGUAAUGCCAGGGCACAAUGCGGUCGACCGGGCCGCCGUCCAAUUCGGGAGCCUAGGCCUGAACGGCGAUGCCGAUGCAGAUCUCGACGUGGAUGAAGAGCGGGAAGCAGCAGAGACUCGUCAGCAGCCUCCUCAGCAUUCACCAACAGGACAGCCGAGGACGUCUCUCCCACCAGUACCCCGGCACACUUCCGCUUCGGCUGAGCAAGCACCUCUCGAGGCAGUGCCGACUCCCAAGCAGGCACCAGGACUUCCACCAGUUCCUCAACAGCAGUCUCCGUCAACUACACUCGGAGGAGCGCCUGGUCUCACACAAGGGGCUCCAGGAAACCAGCAAUAUAACCAGUUCAGCCGCUACGGACAAUCAGCCGAGGCGACCGCUCCUACCCAGCAAAAGUCGUAUGAUCCAUUCGGCCACCAAGCUCCCCAUUCGACUCCGUUCGAAACCUAUCCUUCUCAGUCCCAAGGCCCGAGCCAACAGCCGCAACCUGCACCGUCAGGCCUUGGUGGCUAUACAUCUACCCCGAAUGAUUUGACCUCCUACUACACGACCGAUCAUCAACGCACCCAGUAUCAAAAUUACUAUAACAAUUCAUACGGUCAGCCAGGCCAGCAGCCGGCGACUAGUCAAGACGCCGGAGCGGGCCAGCAACGCGCCGGAAGCGCUUUUGGGUCCGCCUCAGGUGAACCUGCCUUUCCCGCGUCACAGGCCCAGCAACCACAGUCUCGAUAUACCGAUGCUCAGAACAGCGGAAACAACACGCCAAACCCGGUUUCAAGUGGUCAACAUGGUGCGCAAUCUCAACAGACCGGCCACAACCUGCACCAACAACAUUCUGGACACGGGGGCUACGGAGGUUAUAAUCAUCCGUACUACAGCCAGCCAUACUACCAGAGUUAUAUGAAUCAGAUGAAUCAAUAUGGUGGUGGCUAUGGUAACCAAGGCUAUGGUCCAUACGGUGGAGGCGGAAAGAGUGGCAUGCACAACCAACCCCAUUACGGUUACGGCAUGUCUCCACAAAGCUCAUUCGAUCAGCAUUCAUCUUCUCCUGCAAAUGCGGGUGGAUUUGGUCACUCUUCCGUACAAGGACGCGAAGGUGGCUUAGGCGGUGGCUUCGGUGACUAUGGCCGUUCAGGCUCUACUCAGCCUUCCUCGCAACAGCACGGCGCAUCUGGAUUCGGUGGUGCAUCUGAAGGGUUUGGACGCCAGCAAAGCGGAUUCCAGAGCCAGAGCCAGUAUGGACAACAACAGCAGCAACAAAGUGGACAGCAAUCUGGAACGGAGGAUUCGCUGAAGCCCUUUGGCGAGUCCAAGUCAAACGCAGGACCAAGCCCUUCACUCAACCAACCUGGCCGACCUGGAUCUGCUACGAACACUAGUGGAGCUGGCAAUGCAGGACUCCCAGCCCCACAGUCCCAUCAACAAGGCUUCAGCGGUGGCUAUCCUAACCAUCUGAGCGGCCAGAACAGCCAAUAUGGUGGUGGUCUUGGAGGUCUGGGUGGUGGUCAUCAAGGUGGUCAGGGUCACCAAGGACAACACCAAGCACACCAGGGUCAAGGCUAUGGAUUUGGCGGUGGAUAUGGUGGUUACAACAACUCAGGCGGCUACAACCGCGGAGGUUGGAGCUCCAAUUACCAAGGUCAUUAGAGUCUUUGUGGGAUGCAAUUCUUGUUUGGAAGGACGAAGCACUAGGAGUCAGCAGCAUCCUCACUUGAAGGCAAUAAUUCGAUGGUGGUGAUGGGAGACGUUGGUCUUUCUCUUUAGCCGCCAGUAACAUUACACGCAUAUCGGU